CUAGUUUGAGCAGUGAACACUGAUUCCACGAGCUGCACGCACAUGCCCUUCUAGUCUCUCGAGCUUGGCCAAGAUGAGUAAUUUAUUGCUGUUCUUCGAGCACUAGCUGCGCAAGCUGAAAGAACUGUAUGUAAGUUGUUUUUGCCUUAUUAGAACCAAUUUGUAUGUAACAAUAGAGAUUUGAGGGAGAAGAGCAUCACUCACAGAAGUUUGCUACAACAGAUCAGAGCGCGUCAACGGCAGUGAUUUGAAGAAUAAAUGCGAGGUGAUGUGAGGCGUCGCUGAACAACCUGAGAAACAAACCGACGUUUUUGACGUUCUGGUUGGAAAUAAAGAAGCAAGUAAAGACUGCUUAUCGAAGGGGCAUACGGAUACAGUUUUUAUGUAUUGUUAUUUUUCAUUCUUGUUAAUCAAGAAAACAUAUCACAAAACACUCAUUGAUAUUAUUAAUGGUUGAAGCGUUGCAAUGGAGGGUAUCAACAAGCCAAGAUCUGCAUUGUGAAACGAUAUUAUAAGAGUCACUAUGAAGGUAUUGACACUUUAUGACGGGGCAGCCUUUGGACUUCUGUGGAGUUGUCUUGGUUUUCUUCAGAGUGUUCAGUGCGGUUUAGGGGAUAACCAUGUGCAUUCGAGCUUCAUUUACAGGCGGUUGCGUAAUCACGAAAGGAGAGAAAUUCAAAGAGAAAUUCUAUCGAUUCUGGGUUUACCACAUCGUCCUAGGCCGUUCUCCCCGGGGAAACAAGCAUCAUCGGCACCCCUGUUCAUGCUAGAUUUGUAUAAUGCUAUGACGACCGAGGAGGAGGACGCAAUAGUGGAAAAUACUAGGAAGGGGGUCAAUGGAAAAUCUCUUGGAAAUUCGCGUAAAGGCUACUAUGGGUCUCCACAUGGAUAUUCUCGCGUGGCGCAGCCCUACCGCGCUGCAAACUUGACAAGUCAGAGUCCACCUUUGGCUACUUCUCAUGACACCAACUUUCUGAAUGAUGCCGAUAUGGUUAUGAGUUUUGUAAACAUGGUGGAGAGGGACAGAGACUUCUCUCACCAGAAGAGACACUAUAAAGAGUUCCGUUUUGACCUGACUCAGAUUCCGGAUAGGGAAGCUGUGACUGCAGCUGAAUUUCGCAUCUAUAAAGAUCACAGUCAUGGCAGAUAUGAAAAUGUCACACUUAAGGUCUCCAUAUACCAAGUUAUCAAGGAAUAUCAAAACAGGGAUGCUGAGACAUUUUUACUUGAUUCAAAGAAGGUCCGUGCCUCAGAUGGAGGAUGGCUCGUGUUUGACAUCACAGCCACAAGUAACCACUGGGUGCUUAACCCUCAGCAGAACAUGGGCCUUCAACUCUGUGUGGAGACCAUGGACGGUCGAAGCAUCAACACAAAAUCUGCUGGAAUCAUUGGAAGGAGUGGGCCACAAUCCAAGCAACCUUUUCUUGUCGCAUUUUUCAAAGCCAGUGAAGUGUUGCUGCGUUCCGUAAGGGCCACUGGGGGCAAGAAGAAGAAUCACAGCAGGAACAAAAGCAGAAGUCAACAGAAAACCUCCCAGGCUCCCCGGAGUGGAGAUCAAAACACCAGCGAACAGAAGCAAGCCUGCAAGAAGCAUGAGCUUUAUGUGAGCUUUCGUGACUUAGGAUGGCAGGAUUGGAUAAUUGCCCCUGAGGGCUAUGCAGCUUUUUACUGUGAUGGAGAAUGCUCAUUUCCACUCAAUGCACAUAUGAAUGCAACAAAUCAUGCAAUUGUGCAGACAUUGGUCCAUCUUAUGUUUCCUGAUAAUGUGCCAAAGCCGUGCUGCGCUCCAACCAAGCUGAAUGCUAUAUCUGUGCUGUACUUCGAUGACAGCUCAAAUGUAAUUCUGAAGAAAUACCGCAACAUGGUAGUCAGGUCAUGUGGCUGUCAUUGAGAGUAAACUACACAUGUGUUUGGGAGCUUGUUUGACAGACACAGCUUAAGCAUGGUCUUGGGCUAAAUUACACCAGCAGUGGAAAUUAUCUAUCAAAAGUCAUUUUAAAUCUAGGACUCUAGGUUAAUAAGUGUGUAUAAACCUCAGUGAUAUUGCUGGACUUAAGUCCAUACCAAAUAGAUUAUUUUGACAUUUGAUGUACAGUGUUAUGUAUAUAUUAGCUCAUUAAUGCUGUUAUUUAUUUUACUUUGAAAUAACUGUUUCAAUAGACAUUUUGCAGAACAAAAAUGCCACUUGCAGAUACAUGUCCAAUAUCGAAUAGUCUUUCAUAAAAUGCAAGCAGUAGCUGCUGUUAUUACAUUGGUCAUCAACAAUGUUUAUGAUGAUGUUAAAUAUGGAGGUUUUAACUUAAGAUGACUAACAAUUACCCACUCAAUCAAGGCAUUGCUGAUCUUUUAAGGUGAGACACUUUUGCUCAAGGAUGAUGAAAAUUACCCAGUUCUUAUGUUGACAGCAUUGAGUUUGUCACAGUAAAUUAUUAUUAAAUAUGGUAAUGUAUUAAGAUGAAAUCUCCCCAGUACCAUUUAGAGUGACUAGUUAAGUUCAGAUAUCAGUGAAUGCAUAAACCUAGGGAAAACCUAUGGAAGAUUUGUUUGAGGUAAUAGUCAUCCAAGUUGCUCCUGAAUUUUGUACAUUUAAGCUAGUAAUUGAGUAAUAUAUUUUGGAAAACCUUUUUGAAAUAAUUUAC
Electrophorus electricus (electric eel) is the source of this 2639-nucleotide messenger RNA. It is a transcript of the gene bmp5, whose product is annotated as bone morphogenetic protein 5. Gene Ontology annotation, molecular function: growth factor activity; cytokine activity. The record is from RefSeq and is a predicted model, not a curated record. Gene Ontology annotation, cellular component: extracellular region. Lineage: Eukaryota; Metazoa; Chordata; Actinopteri; Gymnotiformes; Gymnotidae.